Tetrahymena thermophila SB210 is the source of this 1314-nucleotide messenger RNA. RefSeq lists its product as hypothetical. Lineage: Eukaryota; Ciliophora; Oligohymenophorea; Hymenostomatida; Tetrahymenidae. The record is from RefSeq and is a predicted model, not a curated record. The transcript has a single exon.
AUGUAGAUUACUUAUGUAAUUUAGAAAAAGCAAAUAAGUAAACAAAAAGAAUAAAGUAUUAAUCACUGUACUUCCUCAAUAGAAUAAAUUGUCAGCUAAGCUCAAAUAAAAGAAAAUGAAUUCUAAGCUAAAAAGCCAACCUCAAAUAAGUUGAAUUCAUCUAUCUUUUAGAAGGAUUUUCAAACAUUUACAGAAAGUAGCAAUUAGCUUCUCAAUGAUUAUGAAAAACUUAAUCUGAAAAAUAUUUCUAAAUAAUAAAUCAAAUUUAAUCGAAUCUAGCAAAAAAAUAGUAUUUAAAGGAAUCAUGAUUCAAUCAGCAUAAAAACCUAUUCUCCUCAAAAAGAAAAUAUUUUAAAUAAAUCAAUUUAAAAUGAAAAAAGGCAUAAUUUAUCUGAAAUAAUUACUCGAUAUAGAAGCUCAACAACAUAAGAGGAUUCAAGGAAGAAAAACUCUGAAUUUUUUUCAACUCCAUAAAAGAAGAUUUUAUAAUUUAAAAGUCCUGAAAAUAAUUUAAAGCACUCUUUUUCAACAUCUUCUUUUAUCACAUAACCACCUAAAGAGGAAAAUCAUCAAAUUAAGAAAAUAUUACACAGAUCUCAAACUUAUUAAAAUCUUAACUCUACUUAAUUAUAAGAUAAAUAGCCUACAGUGGGGAUUAAGAAAGAAUAAUAAUGUUUGCUGAUUAAGAGCGCGUUUACAUUACUUCCAAAUAAUAGAUAUUUACCUCUUGAUGAUGAUAAAAUUAUAACCAUUAGGACUCCUGUAUCAUCAUCUGAUUCUUCUGACAGCGGUGAUAUCAAUGAAGAUUUAACUUAAUCUCAUAAGAAGGUUGAACCAAUAAAUGAAUCUUCCAAGUAGUUUUUAAAAAAUUUUCUUAAAGAGAGGAGAUAGCAAGAGAAAUAAAAUACUUGCAUAAAAAUGAGCAAUUAAGUUAGAAAAAUAUAAUAAACGAUCUUAAAUAAAGUUUUGAAUGAAAUGAAUAAAGAAAAAGAAAGAAAAUUAAUAAUUAAAAACCUAGAAAUAGUUAAAUUUCUAAUGAAAAACAAAAAGAAGUUAACAAGUGAAGACUAUGAUCCUCUUGUUCACUACCGCCCUAAAGAUAACUUUUGCAAGAAUAAAAAGACCAUUCUAAAAUUGAAUAGUGGGUUUCAUCCUCCUAAAGAUAGUGCAGCAAUAGCACGAGAUUAGCAAGAAGAAUAAAAAAAUUUUAUUAUUCCAUGCUAGAAGUAAAACUUCUUUGGGAGUGAAUAUCGUAGAAUGCUUAAUAGAGGAGUCCCCUAAAUAGUUAAAGACCUUUAAAGCUUUCGAUAGUGA